AUGGGCACUGGACGAUCUUUGGUGAUCGAGCAUGCGGCGGUUUGCACAGGGUGGGAUACGAAGAAUCCGCCCGCCGGGUUAAAACGCGAUGGCCCUUCUAUGGUGUUUCAAUUUGUCACGCAUGCAUUUGCCGUCAGCGUUAUUGAUUACCUCGGAACUUUGAUCCAGGGUGGUUAUCUGUGUCUGCCCUCCGAAGGUCAACUUCAAAAUGAUAUGGCCGGGGCCAUUCGGCCCUUGGGGGCCACCGUUAUUACGAUGACCCCGUCUAUCGCCCGCAUUCUAGAUCCGGGCUAG
This is a messenger RNA of Penicillium hordei, 294 nucleotides long. Its product is annotated as AMP-dependent synthetase/ligase. The transcript has a single exon. Gene Ontology annotation, cellular component: cytoplasm. Gene Ontology annotation, molecular function: phosphopantetheine binding. The coding region runs from base 1 to 294 and encodes 97 amino acids. Gene Ontology annotation, biological process: amino acid activation for nonribosomal peptide biosynthetic process; secondary metabolite biosynthetic process. The record is from RefSeq and is a predicted model, not a curated record. Lineage: Eukaryota; Fungi; Ascomycota; Eurotiomycetes; Eurotiales; Aspergillaceae.